Molecule: messenger RNA, 2037 nt
Organism: Gadus macrocephalus (Pacific cod)
Lineage: Eukaryota; Metazoa; Chordata; Actinopteri; Gadiformes; Gadidae
Gene: ribc2
Product: RIB43A domain with coiled-coils 2
Exons: 7
Coding region: 152-1213 (353 amino acids)
Source: RefSeq, a predicted model, not a curated record
UAGUGGAGACAGGGAUGGCUGACUUGUGGAUGUUUGACGAGGCCAAAAGAAUCCAAAGAUUCACGGGAAUUGUCUCCUAGCAACCCGUGUUUGUGCUGGGAGCAUUGUGUUCGUUUUGAGGCCCAGGUUUUAAUGGCGAAAGGAUCUCAAAAUGAACAUUGAACUGCUCUCCGAUCGCCUGGCCGCAGCACACCUCGCAACGCACCAGAACCGAGAGCUGCACCGACAAGAGAGGAUCUUUAACUCUAAAGUUAGAACUCUUGGGGUUGAUCAAAUUGGAUUUCAGCACCAGGUGAAAGAAAAUGAGAAAAAAGGGGAAUCUGCAAAAGAUUCAUCGCACGCUUUUGCUGCAGACAUGUUGCAAAACGAUAAAGCCGCCUGCAUCCUGGAAGGCCGUCAGCGGAAGGAGGAGAGGCUUCUGGAGCAGGCCCUGGACGACUACCGACGCUGCUACCAGCAGCCCCAGCACCGCCGGGAGCAGGACCUGGGCCACCCUGAGCCCAUGGCGGCGCCGGGCCCCGCGGGGCUUCAGAAGACGCUCCCGGGUCUGUUGGGAGAGGACCCGGGGAGCGGGGAGCGGCUGCAGAGGCAGAAGGAGCAGCUCAGAGGCUGGUCUCAGCAGCAGCAGCAGGAGCGAGAAGCAGCCAGACACCAGCAGAAGCGAGCAGAUGAGCUUUAUAAUCAGAGCAGAAUAAGCGUGGACAGCAAAGCUCUUCAGCUUCAGGAGGUUGAGCAAGCAACUAGGAAGGCACUAGCUCAUGCUGAUAAAGACUUCAAUCUGGCCAAGGCAGCAGAGAACAGAGAGACGCAUCGCCGGGCCAGGGAGAAGACUGAGGAAGACAAACACCAAGCCGACGUCCUGAUGCUCCUCCAGGCUGACCGGGAGAUGGAGGCCUCUCAGGACACAGCUCUGCAGGCCUUCAGGCAGAGGAUCCACUUCAACCUGCACCAAGUGGAGGAGAAGACGAGGACUCGAUGGGAGAAGCAGCAGAAGGAGCAGCGGGAGGAGCAGCUUCGUGUGGACUUGGCGCGCUCGGCUGUGCUGCUGGAGAGACAGCAGAGCCGGACUCACAGGAUGCAGAGACAAGAGCUGGACCAGACCAACCAUCAGCUGGCCCACGCGCAGAGGCAGCAGAAAAAAGCCCUGGAGAAGGAAUGCUUUGGCGACUUUGAUGACAGCUACUUCUCCAAGUUCAAUACCAGCAGCCGAUAGGAUGACAUCUGCAAUGAUCCGGUCCAUUCAGCGAUUGUGUUGAAAUAACCAUGCUUCAAAAUACCUGCAAUUGCUGUUUUAACCUGGUCGUAUUAGGUUAAAUGUGUUAAUCUGCAAUGUGUGCAUUCAGUCGUUUAUUUUGGAAAUGUUUACUUCAUGGCCUAUAUUUUCCAAGAAAUGUACAUUUAAGAAAAAUCUAAAAUCUUUAUUCAACAUCUCAAAAGUACAAUUUCAUUCAAUUUCACAUGUUAAAAAAUGUGCAGUGUAGAACAAAUCACAGCAGUUGCAAAUCCUCUGGCAAAUUAGGGCAAGUGUAAAGAUAUUUCAAUUACUGCAUUAUUAAAAACCUCCAACAUGUCUUCAACGAAGCAGAGGUAGGCAUCAUUACAGCUAAAGUUGCACAGUUGUCACAGUAAACCCUGAGUAUGACACUCAGGGCUCUGACACUCAGGGCUCUGACACUCAGGGCUCUGACACUCAGGGCUCUGACACUCAGGACUUGGGUAAAUGUCAUCGUCAAUGACACUAACCCAUGUAAAUGUCAAUGGGGCGUCUAUGUACUUCUGUAUUUUAAACCAGUUUAUUUGACAGUCUACCUAAAGGUUUCUGGCUGAGCAGGUGUUACGUGCGGACAUGUCAGAGCUCUGCCUCCACUGUUGGGUUCAUUCUGUGUGCCCUGGUUACCCAAUGCACCUGAGGGGCACAGCCUCACCCAGAUACUGUAUUGUCAUGUUUGCCCUGUGCAGCCUCCUCCAGAUACCGUUUUAUUCUGUUUACUGUUCAUCCCUGAAGAUAAACAAAAAUUGUAUCAGACAAGUUUACAA